Molecule: messenger RNA, 459 nt
Organism: Emys orbicularis (European pond turtle)
Lineage: Eukaryota; Metazoa; Chordata; Testudines; Emydidae
Gene: C1H11orf87
Product: chromosome 1 C11orf87 homolog
Exons: 1
Coding region: 1-459 (152 amino acids)
Source: RefSeq, a predicted model, not a curated record
AUGAGUGCCAAGCUCUCCAAGGAGUUGAGGCUGUCUCUGCCACCUUGUCUCUUGAACAGGACAUCUGCCUCCUCCAACGCCAGCAGCACCUGCAUCGCGCAGGUGGGGCAGCUCUUUCAGUCCUUCUCUUCCACUCUGGUUUUAAUCGUCCUGGUCACCCUCAUCUUCUGCCUGAUCCUCCUCUCCCUCACCACCUUCCACGUCCACAAGAGGAAGAUGAAGAAGCGGAAAAUGCAGAGGGCUCAGGAGGAAUAUGAACGGGACCACUGCAGCAGCAGCCGCCCCGAGGCAGGUAUUCAGGGAGAGACACCCCCUGGAAGAACCCCCCGGCUGGGAAGCUCCACCCAGGACUCGGGAAUCCAGCGCCCGUCUCCCCCGGAGCCCCGGAGCGCUCAACCGGCAAGAUCUUGUUUGGACACAGCUAGUGCGGGGCUCCUGCAAACCGUGGUAUUGUCAUGA